CCCGUCGCGCCCAUGCUGCUCGACCCGUUCGGACUCACGGGACCACCUACGUCGAAAAAAUGGAGAAAAGAGAAGAAAAGGGUGCAGAAAAAGGAGAAGGAGCAGAAGCUCUGGUUAUCGUCGUCGUUGUCGUCGACCUCGUUCGUGGAGUGCGUACGGUCCGGUUAUCGUUCGUAUACGUCCAAGUCGUUCUCCAGGUCGAUUCGCGAUCGCGUCGUCGACGACGUUAGCAUAUCCACCGCCGCGCAAUACCAUCACAAAGCCCGACACUUCCAAACCGGGCACGAACCCGAUGAGAAAGCCGGAACUGCCACUGCCUUUCGCAUCUCUCGCGAUUCCGCUUCGCGCGGCGUGGUGCGCGCGCGCACAUGUGAUCGCCACGAGGAUCACGAGGACGAUAAUGAGGGCGACGCGUUGCGCGCGCGGACGCGCAUACUUGGCGCUGAUUGUCCGUCGCCGCGACGGGCCCCGCGAAGAGCAAGAAGAAGGUCAAGAAGAAGACGAGGGAGCGGAGCGAUCUCCGAGGAAGAGCCCGAUGUGGCUACCUCGGCCGUUUCUUUCGUCAACGUGCAUGCUUACACUGCCUAUAGCGAUGACAGAGACGACGAUGACGAUGGAGAAAACGACGGUGACGAUGACGAUGACAACGAGGGACAAGUACAUUGCGAGCGAAAGAGAAUCCACAGUGAUGGGUCCAAGAAGGCCCAUGACGAAUACGAGGAAGAUGGAAGCAAUGACAGCGCGCAUGUUAGUGUCUCGGAUAAUCCGCGCGAUGAAUACAAACAUGAAAACGCGUCUCGCGAGGACUACAUCCACACCGAGGGGAAUACGAGUAGUGAUGUAUCUAAGAGUGAUCAGUGGGCAUCGCAAUCCUCUUCGUUUGAUUGGAAGAGAGAUCGUGAACGUGUCGAUGGCUACGGACGCGAGUACCUGACAGUGGACGAGGUGUUCGAUGGACAAGGACGAAAAAAAGGAGAAUGGUAUAGUGAGAGGAGAUGUAGCGAUAACACUGCCUGGUUCCAAAAGCCAAUUACUAGGAGAAAAGGAAGAGGCGAAGGAGAAGGAAGAGGAAGAGGAGACAAGCCGCAUAUACGCAGGAGCUACUACAGGCUGCUGCUGUUCGUGUUAUAUCUUCUAGCGUGGCCUCUAUUGUGCUCGAGCAGUCCCUUAGGUCACCUCGCUUCGACUUUCGCGCAGAACCCGACCCUCGCGCACACCAAGAAUCCCGCACAACGGGGUAACACUACGCCGCCGGACAUGUUGUUCUCGUCGUCGACGGUCAUCGAGCACCAAUACAAGUAUUCGCAACAAUACGUUCAGGGUAGCGAUUACAAUACCGAUAGCGAGCGUCAUCGUCAUCAACAGCAGCAGCAGCAGCAGCAGCAACAGCAACAAUCGGAUCAAGAGAAGUCCGACGAGCAGCGACACCCCUAUAACGAAUACACUUGGGAGGUGAACCAAAUGAAUCCCUGGCUGUCGGCCUGCGAUCUGGCGGGACCAGCGCCGACCGAUCUUCAGGGUAGUUGCGGAGCACCUCCACCGGAGGUGCCCAAGUACUGCCCGAAGCUGUGCAAAAACGCUUCCGAGAUAAUGAAGACCUAUAAUAUGAAGAUAAAUAGGGGGGUCGAGGACGGAGGCGAGAGCGGCAGUCGACAUGGUGAUAAAUAUAGCACCGAUGAAAAGAAGGAGGAGAAGGAACAGUGCCUUUUAUAUCUCGAGGAAUCGCACAAGAAGAUCAUCUGUCAAAUGAAGAAGAAUAAUCCAAGUGAUCUGCUGCUUCGGCUGCGUCUACGGCACUGCUGCGAGCACGCGGUGUUCAACGCCCUGGCGCCGGGCAAGGGCGGUCCGCUUGAGGACGUGCUAAACGGCGGCAAGAAGUGCGAUGAUGCCUUGGACAAGCUGUUGCUCGUUGAUGCCCUGGCCGCGAGGCUGCAUUGCGAGUUCGAGGAGGUACUGGCGCGCUACGAUUGCGCCCAGCCGUACUCCGUCAUCCACAACUGCACCCAUUGCAAGGAGGCGUAUAGGAAAUGGGUGUGCAGCUCCCUGGUGCCUUACUUUGCUCACAGGAGUCCGAAAGACGUGAAAACCUUGGAGGGCAGCUGGACCGGCCCCAGAUUAAGGCCCUGCCGAUCCUUUUGCCAGACCGUGGAGCAACGUUGCCCCUACUUCCUUCCGGGCGAUCGUGCCCCCGCAUACCCCACACAAUACGCCGGCGAACCCACUUUUCUUUGCAGAGACCCGAAGAUCCUUGAGACCGGCGAGCAGGCCGCAAGGGCAUUGCACAGCAUCAGUGACGAUGAGUGCUGCUUCCACGUAUGCUCCGAGGAUACCAAAGAGGGUAUCUGCACUAAAUGCGAGGAGCCGUGGAAACAUGGCAAGUUUCAGGAUCCCGCAACGGCACCCCAGUGCGAGCCCCCAGUGAACCUUCAAUCUGGUUCUACAGGUCCGGGCUCGCAGCCGGGUCAACCGGAAACAUCCACCGACGAUCUGGACACCAGCACCACUCCUUCCUCGUCCAAUACCACAGCAUCUUCGACCACCGUCGGCCAAAAGGACACGGCAUUCUGCGGUAGCGGCCGCAUCGGCUCGAUGUCGAGCGCAUCUUCGCUCGGUCGAUCGAACCCAUCGAUUGUCCUUCAAUUCUUCUGGCUUUGUUCAAUUCUGAUCACCCUCCCUGCGAACGCGCUGCAGUACAAUACCCGUAUUCUGGAGUGUCCCUUCGGAUUCCUCCGACUAAUCGGUUCCGGCCUGCUCUUUUCGGGCACGUUCGUCCUGCGGAGGGUCUUCAACGAUGUUCGCGUUUCCUUUGAUCCACGCUCGACCGGGAUCUAUCGGUUUACCGUCAUACGUUGCCUCCUGUUCGUCCUCGGGAUGCCCGGACGGGCGGUGAUGAAGUGCCGUUGUCGCGGAUGGUGGUGGUGGAGGUCCUGGAGGAGAUCCAGCAGCCGGCAUUUCCGCUGGAAAUUCCUCCGUCGUUUCGGCGUCGCGUCCCAGCGGUCCGUCUUGCGCGACGUGUCGAUCGCUAUCCUCGAGCUAUUCCUCAAGUUUGCGGCAAAGUGUCGGUGUCGCGAUUGGUGGUGGCUGUGGCGUCGGUGGCGAAAGUACGGCUCGACAGGCGGGCAGUACGCGAAGCUCGUCCCUCGGAGAAAACGUCCAGUGAUUUACAGGGCAGCACAUCGACAUCGCAGGAGAAGAAGAGAUCUCUCCAGGGUUCUCAGGAUAGACGUCGCAAGUUCGGCCAAAUCGAUCUCCAGGAAGGACCCGCCAUAAGAUGACCAGCUUCGCUUUCCUGAAUACGCAGGAUCGUACGGGUUUUCUUCUAUCGCGGGAUAUUCGCGAGAGCUUGUCUUCACGAUGCCAGAGUUACUCGAGAAGCACCCAGACUCGAUCGAGGCGAAACUCGAUCGAGGACAAAUCGACGUUGUGAAAACGUCGGACGAAAUACGAGGAUGUAUACGAAGGAUCACACAGGGGAUGUCCCCGGGAUAUUACACGGGUAGAAAGAACACCAGCACUGCGAGGAGAGUAGUGAGGAAGUAGCAGAGUGCGAAAGGAUCCAAGGAUCAACGUGGUGGAGGAACGGCGGGCCGGUCUCGUCGACGACUUCGGUUCCGCUGACUAGAGCAAAAGAGGAAGGAGAGGGAGAACCAUAAAGAACAACUUCAUUAACAACAAAAACAACAAGAAUAACUGAGAACGGGGGAAACGUAAUGUCUAGAGCUAAUGAUAAUAAUACAAUAAUAAAGAAUAA
Trachymyrmex septentrionalis is the source of this 3751-nucleotide messenger RNA. RefSeq lists its product as uncharacterized. The record is from RefSeq and is a predicted model, not a curated record. The transcript is spliced from 5 exons. Gene Ontology annotation, molecular function: stretch-activated, monoatomic cation-selective, calcium channel activity. Gene Ontology annotation, biological process: calcium ion import across plasma membrane. NCBI's taxonomy places the organism in Eukaryota, Metazoa, Arthropoda, Insecta, Hymenoptera, Formicidae. Gene Ontology annotation, cellular component: plasma membrane. Bases 13 to 3270 code for a protein of 1085 amino acids.